Molecule: messenger RNA, 3145 nt
Organism: Sphaeramia orbicularis (orbiculate cardinalfish)
Lineage: Eukaryota; Metazoa; Chordata; Actinopteri; Kurtiformes; Apogonidae
Product: tripartite motif-containing protein 16-like
Exons: 2
Coding region: 435-2117 (560 amino acids)
Molecular function (GO): zinc ion binding; protein binding
Source: RefSeq, a predicted model, not a curated record
CGUUCCCGCCCGGUUCACUUUAAAUGCCGGACCUGUGUCAGUGUUGUUGUGAAGUGGGACGGUGGCAGCGCUCAGCUCGGAGCUCCAACAGCGGAAAGAAGCCUUUUCCACUGUGGGUCGUGACUGAACUGUGUGGUGCAGACUCUUUCCACCCUCGGAUGGACAUCUGCUCAGAACCUCCAGUACAGCCGCGUCUGUUUGUCUGGAACCUCCGCUGCCUGUGUGCUGCGUUCAAGGGACUCACACUGGAAUAUGUGGACGCUUUUUCACCUCAGAUGUGUGACCUACCUGCCUACAAUCAUCUGCAAAAACUAACUGAUGAACUGGUUCAGAGUGAAGUCCAGUAGACAUGUCCUGUAAAGAGGAGAUCUGUUCAAGUCCAGAACUGCACAAAUUGAAGAGACUUGACAGUCAUUGUCAUAGUUAUCAGAGAAAUGGAGCAGGAAGGAAGUGAGCUGAACCAGGACAGGUUUUCCUGUUCGAUCUGUUUGGAUCUACUGAAGGAUCCAGUGACUAUUCCCUGUGGACACAACUACUGCAUGAAGUGUAUUAAAACCCACUGGGAGAAGAACAUCCACAGCUGCCCUGAGUGCAGACAGACCUUCAGACCGAGGCCUGUCCUGGUGAAAAACACCAUGUUAGCAGAUUUAGUGGAGGAGCUGAAGAAGACUGGACUCCAAGCUGCUGCUGCUGAUCACUGCUACGCUGGACCUGGAGAUGUGGCCUGUGAUUUCUGCAACGGCAGAAAGCGAAAGGCAUCCAAGUCCUGUCUGCAGUGUCUGGUCUCCUACUGCCACAAACACCUCCAGCCUCACUUCACAUCUCCUGCCUUUAAGAAACACAAACUGAUGGAACCCUCUGAGAAGCUCCAGGAGAGCAUGUGCUCUCUUCAUGAUGAGGUGAUGAAGAUGUUCUGCCGCACUGAUCAGCAGUGUAUCUGUUAUCUGUGCUCUGUGGAUGAACAUAAAGGCCACGACACAGUCACAUCUGCAGCAGGAAGGACUGAGAAGCAGACAGAGCUGGAGCUGAGUCGACAGAAAAUCCAACAGAGAAUCAAAGACAAACACAAAGACAUGAAGGUGCUUCAACAGGAGGUGAAGACCAUCAGUAACUGUGCUGAUGAAGCAGAGGAACAGAACGACAAGAUCCUCACUGAGAUGAUCCGACUCCUGGAGGAAAGAAGGCGUGAUGUGAAGCAGCGGAUCAGAUCCAAGGAGGAAACUGAAAUGAUUCGAGUCAAAGAGCUGGAGUCGAAGCUGGAGCAGGAGAUCACUGAGCUGAGGAGGAAAGACGCUGAGAUGGACAAACUCUCACACACAGACGACCACAACCAGUUUUUACUCCAGUAUCCAUCAGUGUCCAAACUCAGUGAAGAUCCAGACUCACCCAGCAUCAACAUCUGUCCUCUGAACUACUUUGAGGAUGUGACCACAGCUGUGUCAGAGCUCAGAGAUAAACUACUCGACAAUCUGAGAGAGAGAUGGACAAACACCUCAGUGGCAAUCACUGAACCAAAGGUUUUACUGAGUAUAUCACAACCUGAACCACAGACCAGAGCGGAGUUCUUACAAUAUUCAUGUGAAAUCACACUGGAUCCAAACACUAUGAACUCAUGGCUGUCACUGUCUGAAGGAAACCGAAAGGUAACAGUUGUGACAAAGAAAAAAAAACGCCCAUUUCAUCCAGACAGAUUCACUACCUUAAGUCAGGUUCUGAGCAAAGAGAGUCUGACUGGUCGGUGUUACUGGGAGGUGGAGCUGAGACCGGAGAUGUAUGGGUUGGGUAUAAUUUACAUAGCCCUCACAUACAAGAAUAUAAAAAGAAAAGGAGAGUCUUUUAAAAGUGCAUUUGGAUAUAAUGACAAAUCUUGGUCCUUAUGUUGUUUAAACAGGUUUUCUGGAUUUUAUCACAACAAAGUCAAAUCUCCUGUCUCACAUCCAGUUAACUCCCCAGUUGGAGUGUACCUGGAUCACACAGCAGGUAUUCUGUCCUUUUACAAUGUUUCUGAAACCAUGACCCUCCUCCACAGAGUCCAGACCACAUUCACUGAACCUCUGUACUUUGGAAUUUGGCUUCAGACUGUUGGAGACGUUGUAGAAAUUAUUAAACUUUGGUAAACUCUUAGUAGCUAUUGAACUAUCUGAAACCCAAGUAUUGAAAAACAGCUGUUUCUUUCAUUAAUACAGUUCUUUGUUACUUGUUUUGAAAUGGUUUUUAACCUUUGAUCAUCAUUUGGUUUUGGAGGAUUUUGUGAAAUCGUAAAAUGUAGAAUAGUAAUUGUAAUCUAAUGAAAUUCCACAACCAGGAACUAGAUGAAAAUGGUUUGUUGGAACUUUUCUAUUGGGUCUUGUUUUUUUUUUUUUUGUUGUGAAUUUUAUUUCAUCUGAACUGUCUUGAUAUUUGCACAUUGAACUUUGUUCUGAUCAUAGUUUUUUACUCUUUGCUUUUGUUCCAAAACUGCUGGAAACAUUGAAGAAUCCUGUACAGUUUGCUGUAAAAACUCUGUUUUUGAGGAAACAGUGUUUUGUGCAGCAGUAACUGUCAUUCUGUGGAUUCAGAGGUUGAAGUCAUUCUGUUCAAUCAUUUCCUAAAUGUGUUUAGUUGUUUUCAGUCUUUGAUAAACAGCUGAUCUUUGUUUUUUUUUUCUUCUGAACAGUUGGAGGUCUGUUCAGAAACAUGUGAUCAUCAUUAUAUCAGCUGAAGCAGUGAUUUAUCUUUAAUAGUUGAUUUUCUUUUCAUCUCUUUCUAAAUGUGUUGUGUCUGAGUCUUCCUUCAUGGACACUUCAGCAGCUGAACAAGUGAAAAGCUGAACACAAGAGGGCGCUGUCAUCCUGUUCAAACACAUCCACUCAGUCUGUGCAUUUUCAAUCCACGUCUGUAGAUUAGAUCCAAAAUUCCUGCUGUGUCUGCCACAUAUGAUGAGGAAUUACUGCUGUUAAAGAUCAAACUCACAUGAGUCGAUUUUAUGGACUUGGACUUUUAACAAAAAGUGAAUCACUGUGAAAAUCAUCUGGGUUUUUUUUUUACAUUUUGAUGCUUUUGUUUGAAUAAAUGCAGAUAAAACUGAAUCCUUUACUGAUGUGAUGAGAGAAAAGCAGCAGAUUCUUGUGAAUUUUUUAUCAGAUAUAAAAGCAUCUGAACUGAA